AUGAAUUCGGAAAAUAAGUUUAUUUUGAAUUUUAAUAAACUAAAUGUUAACCAAAAAAUACUGCUACCAAUUAUUGCAAUAACUAAUCUAAUUAUAUUCAAAACCCAUUUUCUACAUAUUCUAUUAUGCUUAGAAGUGCUAACCCUUAGGAUACUACUUUAUUUAUCUUUUUUCAUAACUUUAUUUAAUACACCAGUACCAUUACUUAGAGUAAUUAUAUUAACCCUUGGAGCAUGUGAAGCUAGGCUAGGGCUAACAUUACUAGUUAUUAUAGUACGUCUAUAUGGAAAUGAUAUAAUUAAAAAUAUUUCUCUGAGAAAAUGCUAA
Messenger RNA from Helobdella robusta, 327 nucleotides. RefSeq lists its product as hypothetical. NCBI's taxonomy places the organism in Eukaryota, Metazoa, Annelida, Clitellata, Rhynchobdellida, Glossiphoniidae. The record is from RefSeq and is a predicted model, not a curated record. Gene Ontology annotation, molecular function: NADH dehydrogenase (ubiquinone) activity. Gene Ontology annotation, biological process: ATP synthesis coupled electron transport. Bases 1 to 327 code for a protein of 108 amino acids. The transcript has a single exon.